Molecule: messenger RNA, 14886 nt
Organism: Paramuricea clavata
Lineage: Eukaryota; Metazoa; Cnidaria; Anthozoa; Malacalcyonacea; Plexauridae
Source: the annotation of a GenBank genome assembly
AUGGGCAGCAUAAAGACAGCUUUGGAUUUGAAUCUGCUGUCGCAAAUGACCGAGUACAUUUCAGAACCGUCUCUUCUUCUAUCCGAGUACCCAAUCGUAGGUAAUGACUGAAAGUAAUUUGUUUUGCAUCGGAAAUCACUUUUAAAGAAAGGUGUAAAAGCAAACUUUAGCAUUUUGUUAUUAAUUUUAAUUACGGCACAAUUAUGAAAACAUUGUAUUGUAAUAAGUUGGCAUGCUUUGGAGCGUGUUCCGAGAGAGAUUAUAUGUAUUGAAAUCUAGUUUGGCAGUUGUCCAGGCGACGCUAAGUGAAUGCAAAAUCGCUUGAUAUUAGCCGAGAUAUUAGCCAUGCAGAUUCCCACACGAAAGACGUUUAAUUAAAUCCAUUGUAAUCCUAUCAAAUAGCUGUAAUAGGCGACGUGACGUUAAGUUGCUAAAUGUCACAAUUAAUUAAAACAAGCCCUUCAUCCCGAUGAUUGUUUCUUUGCACAGGAACAAAAAGUGCUGAAUGAGCUGUUUGUCCUAUCGAGUUGCCAGCGUACAUUACAUACUGGAUUGGAGCCAGAGACAAGCACAGUCUAUAGAGGAAGGACAAACCAAACACAAGUUAGAGUUCGUCUAUUUCGCCGUGCGGAAGAAGCACUGAGAUUUCAGACGAGUAACUUCAUUGGCAUAUUGCUAUCAUCAGGUUGGCAAGUUGUAAUUUCGAUUGCAGUUUAAAAUAGUAAAAUACGUGUGGAUACAAGACAACCUUCUUAUCAUUAUUUGUCAUUUGUAGUAGUUCUUUAGAUACAGACGUAAUCACGAUCGAUAUUUUACAUUGAAAGACCAUCGACAACGAUUUCAAUUUUCUGGCAAGGUAAGCAUGCAUUUCAGAACUUCAGCAGUUAGUUAAUAUUGAUCAGUAUUUGCUUAGUAAUUUCAGCAGUUUCGGUUUGUUCUUGCCCUUGGCCUCAACGUCAAUCUACAUGUACAAAGCGCUCGCGAAAAGAAGCUUAUACGUUAUAAGCUGGGAUUAUGAUUUUGAAAUAUCUAUUUGGUUAUGCAACUGCGCGCUGCUUUUUAAUAAUUAUCCUUCUUCACAAAUAUGUUUGUGAAAUUUGAUAGCGCUGUUUUAUCUGAACUGUGGUCUCGACUUCAGUCGCCGCUUGAAAAUUUCUGGAAUAAAGUCACCAGAUCCAAAUUCAUUCUUGUAUUUCAUUCUUUCAAAUUACAGAUCGCGCGGUAUGAAUUCGGCUGUUGAAUCAGAACUACCUAAAUUGCGUCUUGAUACAAUAAUGUAAUAUUUUUCAUUAAUAAUACAAUAUUUUUCCUACGACUACGUAGGCCUAUAUACGAACAGCGAUCAAAUUUUCACAGUUAAUUAGCCGUCUAAGAAAUGCGCCAUAUAGAGCACUAAUUCUUGUUCCAUAAAUAACAUUCAAAUCGUACGUUUUAAACCUUUCUGCACUUAUUAAUUUAUAGACAAGUAGAAAAAAGUAUUUAUAGACAAGUAGAAAAAAGUGCGCCACGUAUUAGGAUGCCCCCUCAUUCCUCAACUCCCACGUAGUGUGCAGAACCUUCAGAAUAGUGAAAUUAUAGCCUAGACAGGAACGGACAGGAAUAUAGACAAUAUAGUCUAUACCAACUGACAAGAACAUCUACUGAACUGCAAUGAAGCAAUUCCAAAGAGAGUCAACGAGAUGACAAGACACAAUAUACUAUAAACAGCUAGUUCUUGAACUGAAGGAUUUUGUAAAUGGAAAUUGCGGGUGUAAAUUUUAUACAUUUAUUAAGACAUCGGCACAUUGAACCAGGAACAGCUUUGAAAUUAAAAAUACAACUUUAGGCCCACUGGCAGGAAUCGAAACUGCAGCCGCGCGAUUCCAGUGCAGCCGCGCUCUAGCCAAUACUCAAUAGACAAUUCCCAUUUACUGUAGACUAAUUUUAAAACUAGGCAAGGAAAUACAAAUAAAUCACCACAGUUAGAAAGAGGAUACUAAAUUAGUAAAAUUGCAAAGUUUGGUUGCGAAAUAUUGUAAAAUGCGGAAAAUAUUUUGCAAGGCUAUAUUUCCCGCAUUUUACAACAUUUCGCAACCAAACUUUGCAAUUUUACUCGCAUUUUUAAUAGUAUGCUCUUUCUAGCUGUGGUGAUUUAUUUGCAUCUCCUUCUCUGGUUUUAAAAUUAGUCUAUAAUAGGAAAUGUCUAUUGAGCUAUACAGAGUCCAGUUGCCGAGCUCUAACCACAAGUUAUUGUACUGAGCUAGCUAUACUAUAUAUAUUUAUAAUUUAUUAUAUAAAGACUGUAAACAUAAGUGUUAUAUAGAGUUUUUGGCCACUGAGAAAAAUCGUAUUUAAACAGUAGAAAAUACGAUAUUUUUACGUGUGAAAAUAUCAUUUGUUGUAAAACGCAUUGCCACGGACGUUUUAUUGUUUUUCACUGAAUUUUGUUUAUAUAAUAAACAGAAAAAUACGUGAGUGCGCGGAAAUCCCAGAUUUAUUUCUCGUGUUGAACAUGAUAUUUUUACGUGUGAAAAUAUCAUUUGUUGUAAAACGCAUUGCCACGGACGUUUUGUUGUUUUUCACUGAAUUUUGUUUAUACAAUAAACAGAAAAAUACAUGGGUGCGCGGAAAUACCAGAUUUAUUUCAAGUGUUGAACAUGUUCAACACUUGAAAUAAAUCUGGUAUUUCCGCGCACCCAUGUAUUAUUCUCUAUUUAUUAUAUAGUAGAGAGUGAGAUACUGAAAAAUACACAGUGACAUAUUUUCCAUAUCUUCUUCACCAGUGAGGAUAUCGAUCACGUGACUUUUCCAAUUUGCUUUUGAGCGUGAAAUUUCACAAUUUUUUGCUUGGGACUAUAUUAUAAUAAACAGAACAUUACACGGUGGCUUGAAGAUAUGACCUUUAUCUUCACGUGUUAAAAACAAUAUUUCAGAUAAAAGUCAUAUCUUCGCGCCGCCGUGUAAUAUCCUCUCUAUAGUGGCUGUUGCCAGUGUGACUGUAAGGUAAUGAGAUGGACUGUAAGAUUUUGGUCGUAUCGUGCUACUGUCUAUAACUAUGCUGAUCGAGGGGCUACCGUUGCAUAAUUGAUAGAAACUGACUUCCAAAUUCCGUCUAGUAAAAUUCAAAAGCAUUAAAAUUUAAAUUCGACGAAUUAAAUUGGACGGAAAUUCGACGUUUAAGACAGGCGUAAAUUGCCGCACAGAUAUUGCAUGAUGUUUGCUUAAUUAACUUUGACACGACAUCAGACAUGGAGUUCACUGCCUAGCUUCCAAACUUAUAAUCUCUCUUACAGUAUGUGGAUCACUUCAAAACGACUGAGCUAAAUUUGGUAACCCUCUUCACUUUUGCUGCGUAAUAUAAGUGCCAGUUGACAAGUACACAAUGAAAUGUGUACCUAGAGAGUUAAAACCUCGGCAAACAUCUUGAGACCUAACAGGAAAAGGAUGGGACGAACACUCCCAAAGAGGUGAUUUGAUAAUCCCGAAGCAAACAAGAGGAUUACUGAGAAAAACAAUGUUGGAAAAUUCUCAGGAAGUGAUCUUAAAAAGUAAUUUCAGAAUUCAAUAAUUAGUGUUUCCAGUCACACAUAUAUCUUGGGAGUAGAGUUGUUUCAGGAUCGGGAAAACAUACAGCUAAUGGAUGAGGUUUUUGUGAUAUCCACAAUCAUAUCAAGGUCCAGCUAUCGACUGACACUUGACUGAUAUCAUGAUUACUCGGGAUAUCCGCACAAAAACCGAAUUCAACUAUUCUAUAUUAUUCAUUGCAUUUUGCAUAUUCAUUGCAUAUUUAUUCAUUCUUUCGACAAACAAUGAUUUGUCGCACAAAACAGCAUUUGGUUCUCAAAAACAGCAGUAAAUAAUAUUUAUCAUAUAUUAUGAUUUAAAAUACGUGCAACCUGAAUAUCAGCAUAAAAAUAUUAGAAAACUCAUUUACCUAUACUAAAGUUUUGAUAAAAAUGUCACACAAGCACACCGUGACACAAGCUCGCCAACACUAAAGUUUGGGGAGCAGGGGUUUAAUUCAACUGAAAGCGCAACAUGAUUUAACAUGAAAUUUUUCACAAAGGUAGUCUCAACCAGUUAUGACUUAUGUGCAAAACUGUAGAAACACAGGGCCCGGCCUGGUGUCGUCGCUCUGCUCGUGAUCUGAUAGAACACAUGCAUGCGCUAUAACCUUUCGCAUCCUCUACUGUCCCUUGGGCUUGGUCCCAUAUUCAUCAACCUAUAUAUUUUUCGAAGUUAAUAUAUUCUUUUAUACAGAUGAUUACUUUCCUAAAGUUUUUAAUUAUAUCGGGUCUUAAACUGUACUACAUUUACAUGGUUAGGAUUAACACUGUAAUAAAUUCAUACUCCCAUGUAUUUCGCUCGGCGGUUCGGCGAUAGUGGUCCUGACUCGUCCCCAGUCCCACAUUGCGCGUUGAAUGAUGAGAAAUUAAGCACCCGCAGACCCGCUUAAUCGAUCCGGCUCGAAGAAAAUGUGAGGGGUUGUGGAACACUGGAAGAGUCAGAUGGUUAUCAUUGUUUGUCCGUUUAUAAGUAGUCUGCAGUGGCGGAAAUUCACUUUUUCCGGUGUGGGGGGGGGGGCAAAGCCUCCUAAAUUUCCGACAAAACUUUAAAAUUAAAAUUUUCGACGUCCCCCCCCCCUUCCCCCCCCCCUCAAUUUGCACUUGAAAAGACUGUUUUUAGCCCUCUUUUAGGUCAAAAUUUCCGAAAAUUCGGCAAUUUUCCGUGAAGGUGGGGGCGGCGGUCGAACCCCCCCCCCCGCCCCCACCAAGAUUUCCGCCACUGAUAGUCUGAGCAUGGAUAAUAAAAUAAAUGGAUAGGAAACUAGCUGACGUGACCUAAUGUUUUUACUGGGAUUGAUGGCGUGGUUGGAUGCCUCAACCUAGUUGAAAAUCAAAUUCUCAAAAACGGCAUGUUUAGCAAUAAUACAGCUAAACAUUUUAGUCAAAGAGCAAAUGAAUGUAACCACGCCAUUCUACGAUGAAAACUCUAAGUAUUCCCAGUCAAUUUUAGCAAAUAUUUCAAGCACUAAACAGUGAAAAAUACAUCGCAAAUUUCGUUAAAAUUUGUGACGCCAAUUUCGUAGCUACAAAUGUAAAAAAAUACAAAACAAAGACGAAAAACAUUUACCUUGAAUACUUUGUCGUGGCUUAGGCAUGUUUUUAAAACAAUUAGACCAGUUUACGCUUCAAGAUCACCCUUUUAAAGUGGAAAAUAUAGCAAAACAACAAAUAUGCCGAGAACUUUGGUAACAUUCGCAAUACGCGUGACGUCACGUUUUUCAACAAGGAUGCAGUCAAUGACGUCAGAAGUUUCCAAUCCAUUUAUUUUAUUAUCCAUGGUCUGAGUGACCGUUGUUGGUUGGAAAUCGAAAUAAGACCGUCGUUUUGAGUUUUAACCCUUGAAAUUUGGUACGAAAUUUCAAUUAGGUAAUUCAGAUUGAAACGUAAAACUGAAAUACAUAUUGUGUUAUUAACGUCGCAGCAACUGGGGUUCGAUUUUUGCCGUAGAGAAGAAUGCAAGGAGAGUGUUCUCACUGCCUAACAAUGGUUGCAUGCAUGAACAUGAUUCAUGAACGUAGCCAGUAUAUCUGAUGCACUCUAUAAAACAAGGCCGUCUGAAGUAAAUCAAUAUUGUGGUGGUGGUGGCGGUGGUGGUGGUGGUGGCGGUGGUGGUGGUGGUGGUGGUGGCGGUGGUGGUGGGUGGUGGUGGUGGUGGUGGUGGUGGGGUGGUGAGGUGGUGGUGGUGGUGGUGGUGGUGGUGGUGGGGCUGAAUUGCUUUCGCACUUUUUUAGUUCUUUUGUUUGCUUUGCUCAUACAAAUGGAAAUUAUUGGGUAGCCUACGUAUGCUAAGAAGGCUAAUUAUUGGGGGGAGGGAGGAGGCUCAAGCCCUCCCAGACCCCAGACCCCCUCCGCUUCCAACAGCCUUGCAAAAACACGUGAUUAAAUUAAGCAGGACUAUAGCCUGCGAACAGGCUCUCAAGCUGAAUUGAGAACCUGCAUCGAUGUAUGGACUGGGGUUAAAUUUAUUAAACUGGAAAUUUAACCAGGAACAUAAAGUUACACCAAACUUGUCUUUAGCUAGCAUUUAUCAGCGGGUUGAUUGCAUUUCACCGUUGUACCAUAGAAAUAAUAGACAGGGUCUAAUAUUUGUAUGAUUUGUACUCACAUACAGCUAAACAGUACGGAUUGGCAAUGGCGACUACUGUUAUAUGUAUAUGUUACGACUGCUAUAGAAACGUCUUUUCCCCAAAAAGCUGCUAUUACCAGCCAGCACUGUUAGGAAAUGUUGUGCUACAGCUAGUAUGUCAGUAUAUAUUAACUACUACAGUACCAGCACAACAUCAGCAUCCUACCAACCUCAGCCUGCCUUGUGGAGUGUUCCAAGUUUAACCUUCCUUGCGGGUGGUACCCGCAUACCCGCAGCAUUUUUGCAACUCUGACUGUCGGCGACUUAAAACAGUAUCGGUCUGAGACUCUGAGUCUAAUAACGCCGGUCAAGACAUAUCCCCACCAAUCUCCAUAAAUUUGCAUUCUUUUCAGACAUUCUUCACGAUGCAAACAGUUUGUUUAAGUAAUCAUUUUGGAUGUUUUGCAUAGUUUGCCUUGCAUUCUGAAAAAGUUGUGCGUUUUUUCGAACAAUUUCAAGGAUGUAAAACGGUUUCCAGAAUUUGUGCAUGUAUAUUGCAUGGAUAAUGACGAUGUCCCUUUCUCUCUCCAAUGAUACUUCUCAGUAUCAUUUUCAAUUUGAUUUGUGAAAGUAUCUCGGUUUACCAAAAGUCGUGUACAAACAGCGACAGUUAAAAUUAAAGGUAUUUCGAAACAAGAACGACAACUAUGUCGUAAUGUCAUAAUCCCUCGCUAUUUUUUCUAUUGAAAGUGCAAACAGUACGGAUUCAAACACGUUCGCAGACAUUGCGAAGCCCACAACAUCACAAAGUGAGAUUUCCGGUGUUUUGUGAGUAUGGCGGCUGCUGGACUUACUUCGCAGCAACUUUGAAUGAAUGCAAGCACAACGAUUAUUCGUUAGCUAUAAUUGUCAUGGUAACUUGGCACGGACCACUGCCGGCGACGCAGACUAUCAUUAAACAUAAUUAUAUAUUCUACACUCGUUAGAUUAUCAUAUUGUCAACUCUUUUAUUUAAGGUUGCAUCGGCAAGCUAAUAUCAAGUUCUUGCUCGUGGCAAGUGUUCUGCCGGCAGCAUCACCACUUCAACACGACUUACAAAGCGGAUUAUUAGUUCAUUAACACUGUCGAGAUCAAGUGCCGUACACCAACAAGAUUUUAUAUCACAGUUACUGCAGUUUCGUCGACGCCAUAACAGGUAUUUAAAUCGUUAAAUAUGUAGUUUCUUUUGUCUACUGUUUGAUGUUGUGAAAGCCGAACUUUGAAAAAAAACUUUAGAUUCACUUGCUGAUAUAAACUCCGUACAAUUACAGAGAUAGGCAAAAUAAGCCCCUAAACUAUUCCUAUAGAGUAUAGUAGAGUUGGGUAGCUAGUCUUAGUUUGGUCCGACUACCGUUCGUGUAUUUCAUAUACAAGUAAAAUAUCCGUCCCGACUUAUUUAUUCUUGAAAACACACCGCGUCUUGCAUAAAUACCGUUACACGAGCAAUUAUAGAAUACAAGGCUAAUCCAUAGCUUCAAUGUUGUUAAAAAAGAUCAUGAUUUCAAAUGAUGCCUGACCCUCAUGAACAAACCCUUCCCUAACCCUAACUUAUACUAUACAACCAAAUGUGAUCACAUAUAACCGGGUACUGAUGUACAUAGCUACAGUCACGAAGUCAUGUAAUAAUAAGGCAUGUCAGUUUCAAACAGUCUGGGCAUUCUGGAAUUAUGCCCCUCUACAGCUCCUGAAAAGAAUUUUUUAUCAUCUAUAUCCCGUGAUACUGUGUAUAGCCAAGCCCAAAGGGCAAGGUCAAAUUAUAGAUAUAAUGAUAUAUAAUUUAUAGGAAAACUUCGAACCGGAUCUUAAUUUUCUGAAAGAGAAGCAUCUACAAUCACUAUACUUGCUUUCCGAAAUAACUUUUAUUCUUCCUUUUGUUCCAAAUUACCUUUUAUAUAAUGACAUAUAAAUCAUACAAUGAAUUUUAGAUGACGCUAUACAGCGAGUCACUCCGCAAUGGACAUGCAAGCUGAAAAAAAAUUCUUGACCGCGGUGGGAAUCGAACCGACGACCCUUGAUUUGCUACUAGCUAGUCGAAUACUCAACCAAGCUACGCCGAAGUCCGUUUUCGGGAUUAAAUCUAGUUCCUUCGAUUCCCACCGGAGUCAAACUGUAUUGUCUAGCUUGCACAGUAUGAAGCGUCAUCAAAAAUCAUUCACUUGAUAUUGCCACUUCAAACACUACAAUCAUUAGAUUGAAUGAAUAUUUAAAUGAAUGCCUUUAAAUAUUGGCUUUUAUACUGUACUCUGUAGGUCAUCUUUAAUCUUAUAUGACGUACGUUUGAUACGAUUGUAUGGGCGAUUUGCACUAUCAAAGUUCCUGUGAUCACAGUAUAGGAAUUGUGCAUUGAAGGCACACUGAUUUUUUCCUACACUGAAAGUGCGAGACUCGGUGAGAAAUGACGACUUAACCCUGGUUCACACGAGUGAGAUAAACACAGGCAUGAGAAAUGACAAAAGGCGAAACUGACAAAGAAAUGCAAUGAAGCAUGCAUACGACCAUAUUGGCAUAUAUAGCCUCGCAUAACGGCUAAGGAAGGGAAACUCUAACCAUUUAUAAGGAAAACUGCCCGUUUUUGCCCGCUUUGUCUUUGCAAGUUGCAAAGGUGAAAUUUUCUUGUGUACAUGCAAGGUGUAUAAAAAAAUGUACACCUUUCAAAUUCAAAUUGAACGUACUAAUCUAUUGUAGUAAUUUGACAGCCGUAUAAUUUCUCGAAUUAAUGAAUGCGUGAAAACACAAGGUAUUCUGCACAUGGCCAUGGGAAUUUACUUUGUAUAUGAACAAAUACACAACUCAAAGAAAAAUGUUUAAAUUAAGCAUUAUAUUCAAGUCUGCAUAUAAGAUAUAAAAAGGGCCAGCUUACUGCAGAGCAACGAAUAUUUAAAAGCCUAAGGUUAUGGCUAUAAUUUGAAUUUGAAAGGGUGUACAUUUUUUUUAUACACCCUGUAUUUUUGCUUAUGCUUUGAACCAGACUUUAUAUUCUGCUUAUUUUUAAAGCCAGAAAUUGUUUAUACCCAUGCAAUGCGUCAUGCCUGUUACGUGGCUCCUACCUAGUAUAGCUACAUGCCAUGCCCAUAAAGUAAAUUCUUUUAAUUUAAAAGAAACGUUUGUUCAGCUUCUCACCUCUUUUUGAGAUAUUUCCGUUCGUUUGAUAUGCGGUAUAAACUAUAGAAAUAAUGAUUUAUCAAACUGAUAGAGACUAUUUUAAUUAAGAUGUUCUUAAUAUAAGACAAGUUGUAUACUGUAUAUUUGUGGUUGGACAUUUGGAGUUUAUGUAUAGAUAUAGGUCAUUAAUUAAGGAGCUUCAGUAUAUACGAGAUGUCCCCAUGCACAAAAAAGGCAAUACCUGCAUAUGUCCCAGAGUUUUAGUAUUAGUGCAGGGCAUCGAGGCAAUUGAAAUCAUGCGUCAGUUGCGUAAAGGUGAUAUAUGUUUGAUGCUCAUCUAUUAGUUUGAAUUUUCAAUGCUAGCCUAUAGUAAUAAAUAACUGUGCGAGAUCUGUCAUCUGGAACACAGCUAUUGCAUCCUCGUUUAAGAUCGUCGGAUUCAUGAUCAAAGCUGGUUCGAACCAACAUAUCUAUAAGCCAUAUAUACAACACACAGUAUAGUCUCGUUCCUGACCAUACUUUGUCGGUUCUCUGAUAAGGCACGUAUAUUAUGUUCAAGGCAAAUUAAGUUAUCACGUUCACGUUGGACGACUCGUGCAGCGUUAUGCUAUAUAUACUGUAUAUCGCAAACUCACACUCUUAAUCUUAUUAUUAGAAUAAAACGUUUAAGUUUCUAGAAUUACCUGUUGGAAGCGGUUAUAGGAUUGUUUUCACGCAAAGAUUGUGAAAACAAAAAAAAAACACGGCAUGAAUAAUUUUACGCUGCGUUGCACUUUACAGCGUCAUUUUUAAUUAAAUCCAGGCGGUCUUUGUGUAUUUCACUUUUAGUUUUGAAAGAUUAAUUUGUAAAGCUUGGUUUACACUAUCAAAAUUUCUUUGCUCACAGUAGGUAGCCAUUUUGCGUAGACAUAUCUACGUUUUGAAGGAUUUAUAAGAAAUUAUUAAAAAAAAUAAAAAAUGUCAUCAAGUUUAGAUUAGUGUCAGAUAAAGAUUAGAUUAUAGGGUUAGAUUAAGAUUAUGUUAGGGUUAGUGUUCAACAUGUGUCGCGAAUUUAUCAUAUUGAUAAUUUCGGUCGUGUUUAACAAUUUACUCAUAGUAAAUUCAAAGGUGGAGUGAGUGCUGAUAUAUCAUGCUUUUUGAGUCGAUUUAAAAUUUGAUGUUAACUAUUGAACUUUAUCAAAACCAAAUAGGAAAAGAGCAGGUCAGAGUUACUCAGUACAAAAAAAAUUGAGGCUUAAUAUUGAAAACUACAGUAUGGUUGUGAUACUAUUUUUAAAAACAACAUGAACUUCGAAAUUUUCUGUUUUUAGACGAAACGACGCUAAUGUCACGCAGUUACUAGCUGAUGUUUUGACUCAAAAAGCGUGAUAAGGGGCGGACCAUUAGAAAGUGAUUGGGGGACUUUAUUAACUUGUACGAAUAUUUUUUAAAUAUUUUUUGCUUGUGUCGAUAAUUUUUUUUUAAUAAUAUAAUCCCUUGCACGAAUUGAUAUGAUGUGAUAUGAAUAUAUCUGUCCGCGGUUGGCAUUGGCAGUUGUUGAAGGGAUUUGGAGAUGAAAAUUUCCAUUGGAAUUUUAUACAUUUAGAGCAGUUGCGAAACUAUCGGACAUCUCACUGGAAGACAGUGUCCUCUACCCCUUAGUCUGUAUGACGUAUGGGUUCGCAGACUAUAUCUAUCCCUGAGACUGCGGCUCGAUUUUUAUACAGUGUCCAUGUACAAUUGAUUAUUAAUUUCAUCUCAGUCGCAUGCUGGAAGAAUUAGAGUACCGUUCAGUUUGACUUUAUUUAUGCAUGCAGAAAGGUUAGUAUUCCAAAAGCAAAACCUAAAGUAGUAGAAACAAGACAAUUCAAGCACUUUAACAUUAACAAUUUCCAGCAAGACCUUAACCAAGCACUUAACUCAACUUUGUUUUACAAUUGCACUGAUGCAAAUACUGCCUGGUACACAUGGAAGGAAAUAUUUUUGGAAAUUGCUGACAUUCAUGCCCCAUUACUAAAAAGAAAGGUAAAAAGUGAAUAUAACCCUUGGAUGACAAACGAAAUUAAGAAUAUGAGCUAUCAUAGAGAUUUUCUAAAGAGAAAAGCAAUUAAACAUAAUUCGACAAUAUAUCAUGAACUAUACAAGAAUUGCAGAAAUCGUGUUAACAAUCUUAUUAAAGAUAUAUUAAAGCUAUAUACUUUAAGAACAAGCUAGAAAGUACUAUGAACAGUAAGGAAGGAUGGAGAACAAUCAAUUUACUAUUGAACAAAAAAUCUAAGUCCACAUUAAUUAACGAAUUAAAAGUUGGGGAUAGUAUAGUUACUGGUGAAAAAAAAUAUUGCAACAGCAUUCGACAACAAUUAUUUUUCUACAAUUGGUGGAAAAUUGAGUGAGAAUUUAUCUUGCAACAAUACCGACCCUCUUAACUAGGUGACACCAGUGACUGAGGUAUUCGAGCUAAAUUAUAUAACAAUGGAUAAAUUAAGAUGCGAGAUAUUCAAAGCAAAAGCCGGGAAAUCAACAGGUUUGGAUAAAAUUUCAAAUAAACUACUAAAAGCAGCCGGGGAGACCAUUAUCGGCUCCUUAAGUCAAAUUUUUAAUCUAUCUAUCGAUACCGGAAUUUUUCCAGACGAUUUGAAACACACUAAGGUAACCCCUCUUUACAAAUCAGGGGACAAGAUGGAUUGCGAUAAUUACAGACCUAUCUCAGUAACAUCAGCAGUAGCAAAAAUUUUUGAAAAGCUGGUUUCUAGGCAACUAAAUAAUUUUUUUAGAAUUUCAUCAGAUAGUAUCCACAAAUCAAUCUGGAUUUCGCACUAAACACACCACAGAGACUGCACUCUUAUAUUCUGUAAAUCAAUGUCUUGUAAAUAUGGACCAUGCAGGGCCUUAUUAAUGGUCUACUGUUUCUUGAUCUCAAAAAAGCAUUUGACACUGCAUGUGGACCACAACAUACUCAUUUCAAAAUUAGAGCCUUGCGGAGUACGAGGAAAAGCAUUACAAUGGUUUAUUUCAUAUCUGAAAGGGAGAAAGCAAGUUUGCAAAAUUAAUCACGAAAUAUCAGAUGGAGCUACAAUUACUUGCGUAAUGUCCCUCAGGGUUCAAAUCUAGGACCACUGCUUUUCUUACUUUACAUCAAUGACUUACCAAAUUGCUUAAGGUCUACAAAAGCAUCAAUGUUUGCAGAUGACACUAAUAUAUCCUGUGACGGAAAAUUAGCAACUGACAUUCAACAAAAAAUUAACUCAGACUUGAACAGUGUUCAUAAUUGGCUAUUAGCUAACAAACUAACUUUAAGUGCUGAGAAAACAGAAUAUAUGAUUGUUGGUUCGAGACAAAGGCUUAACGAAAUAAAUUCAGAUCCUGACAUAUUAAUAGGAGAUCAUAUGAUAAAGAGAGUUUCUAACAAAAAAUUCCUAGGAGUGGUUCUUGACGAACAACUUAAUUGGCAUAACCAUACAGAUAAUCAAUGGGCAAAAAUUUCUAAAAACAUUGAUUGCACUUUUGAGAAGAGCAAAAAGUUUUCUGACAGAAAAUGCCCUUAUUACAAUGUACAUGCAAUUCACUAGUCCUACCACAUUUCACUUACUGCUCAACAGUUUGGCACAACGGAAAUAUCACCCACAUUGACAAAUUAAGUAAAUUACAAAAAAGAGCAGCACGUGUUAUCACUAACUCAGGGUAUGACAUAAGAUCAACAGAGAUCUUAAAUAGAUUGAAUUGGGAGCCCAUUGCAAAUAUCCUCGAACAACGUGAACAAACAGUGACAUUUAAGGCAAUUAACAAAAUGACACCAAAAUAUUUAACAGAAAUGUUUACUAUGUCCCAGAACGACAAUUAUGCAUUGAGAAGUAACGAACGAAAACUUCACUUAUCAAAACCAAACACUAACUUCCUUAAGAAAAGUUUUUCCUACCGCGCAGCAGUGUCAUGGAAUAAACUUCCAAACGAAAUUCUCGAGGAACAUGAGCAUCUUUCAAUGAAUCAGUUCAAAAGGCUUAUUAAAUUAAUUAAAAAUUGCUAAGAUAGCGAAAUUUUCCCGAAAUUUUAUCGAAUGUUUACUUGCAAUGUAAGGUCGUUAUGCAUGUUGUACUUCAAUUUGAAUAAAUGUUAGUGCAUGUGUUAUACUUUAGGUUUAGAUUUAGUUUUAUAUCUUUUUAAUAGUUUUAGACCACGGCCCUUUGAAAAACAGGCAACUGAAAGGUUACCGUGGAUAAAUAUGUUUAAAUAAUAAAAGCAUCUUGUGCGGUAGUAUAUAUUGGACCGGUAAAAAAUGCCCUUAAAACUUAAUACUUGACAGAGCCAAGUUCAAGUGUAAUAAAAAUUAAUGUUUAUAAUUCAAUAUAUUUAGCUGGUCAGUUUUUAAAACCAGUACUAUUAUAUCAAUAAUAUUGCAAAUCAUCGAUUGGGAAUGUCAAUCCUCCCCCUAGACUUGGAUCAAGUCCGUCUCUCUAGAGAGACGGACUUGAUCCAAGUCUAUCCUCCCCCAUGCCGUUGUCCAUUUAUUGCUCUGGGGACCGGCUGUCAUCGACCUGGCGUUAGCUUAACCCUAUAGAUUAACUAAAAUUCAAAGAAAACUUAUCCAACAACUUGUUAUAAACUUUGUUUGUUUAUAAACUUGGAAAUAUUUCUUCAGAAAUCCCGCUUUGUGAAUCAAUACCAGAACCCGCUUUUCUUUUCUGACGUUUUGAAUUAGACGGGCGUGGCAAGAUACACACGCACAACUAAAACACCGGGUUAAAUUUUAACCCAGGAUUAGGGAUCGGAUAAUAUCAUAAUCCAGCUGUGAAGAACCAGGCCUGAUCUUUCCAGGCAGCCUCAAGAAUAUACUGUAUAUUAUAAUACAGCGGCAAAGCAUUUCACGUUAUCCAACAUAGUAUUAUUUGAUUGUGAAGAAUGGAGUAAACAGUGACGCCGGCAAGUUUUUUUUUAGGGGGGGGGGGCAAUGAGCCAAAAUGAAUUUCGCUGGCGAAGGGGAAAAUAGGUAAUGCAUGAUUUUCCCUUGUUAGAUUAUUUAAUCAUCGUAAUACCACUUAUUUAACAUUUUUCUACUGUGGAAUAACUUAAUGACUUUGAUUAGAAAUAAUCGUUUAAUAUGAACUUUAAUAAACGGUGUCAACAAAAAACACUCCGAGUAAAGAGCAUUUUAGGUAUAUAUUAUAGGCUGCUGAACUGCAUGCUGCUAAGUGGCCUGACUCCUGAGUUGCCUUGAGUGUCGAAAUCUGCAUCGUUACGUUAUGCGAGCUCUCAAGUCGUACGUACAUGUGUAUGCGUGUGCUUGAAUUUCAAAAGAUUUUUUUAUACAGUAUUUCAUGCAUCAUAAAUUAUGAUUCAUAAUUACAUAGCAACUGUUAGAGUUGUCUUAUUAUUCAGAGUGAGGUCGUGUGAAAAUGAGAUGAAGCAUGAAAAAUAAUAAAAGGAGCAAGGGUUAUCAAAGUUUGACGCAAUUCCGUGAUAAGAUCUCGACUAUAAGUGCCUGAGAACGUGCACUCAAGCUUGCAUGAUAUUGUAUUUGAACCAUAUGUAAUUCCGUUACAGCUGCAUCAUCCUAAUUAUUGCAUUCCAUAUGUUUCAGGAUUGACAUUGCCUGCAAAAAAGACGAAAGAGAAUCAGUUCAAGAUUUGUGAUAUCGACACACAACAGAGUUUUAUUUAA